Symbiodinium natans is the source of this 939-nucleotide messenger RNA. The record is from the annotation of a GenBank genome assembly. Lineage: Eukaryota; Dinophyceae; Suessiales; Symbiodiniaceae.
AUGGGCACAGGUGCAAGCGCGACCUUGGCCGAAACGGCCCAAAGCUUCUCCGAUGAUGAGUUGAAGGCUGCCUUCAAGGGUGUGCCGGCCGCCGACAGGAUGAGAAUCGCAGCUGCGGCAGUUGACGGGAUUGACCAGUAUGGAGCUGUUGCAGAUGGCGCCGGCGUAGGUGUCGAAAGCCCCGGGCUCCCAGAAGCACCAGCAGAUUGGAUCAAGGAAUGUCUUGACUGCCACAACAAGUUCAGGGCGAACCAUGGUGUACCAGCAUUGGAGUGGAGCCACGAGUGCUAUGAGUUCGCCUUGCUGCAGGCAGAGACAUGCCAGGCGAAUGGAAAGAUCUCUCAUGGGAACCAGCAGGGUCCAUCUGGCUUCCAUGGACAGAACACCUAUGGCUGUUCUGAGCCUGAUCCUGUGUGCAAUGCGGUGCAGGCGUGGUACAAUGAGAUCAAGGAUCCUGGGUAUGAUUUCAAAAGCCCUGGUCCCAAACCUGGUGUGCAUCACUUCACACAGGUGGUGUGGAAGGGCACCACCAAGGUCGGCAUGGCAAAAUCUAAGGAUGGUUGCUUCAUGGUGGCCAACUACUUCCCAGGUGGCAACAUCACCAAUGAAGGGUACUACAAGGAAAACAUUCCCGAUCCCAAAGCCGAUAUGUGGGCCAAGCUCAUGGCGGUUGAGGUCGUUGAGAGCAAAUUGAAGGCGGAGGUGGUGGACGCCAGUUUCGAUGCCACGGCAGAGUGCUCCAAGUCGGCGGUCACAGCAACGUCCAUGACAAUUGAGAUGGAAGCAGCUCUCAGAGGGUGCCCCUUCAAGGAUUACCUUGAAGACGUCCACAAGGCCUUUAAAGAGAAGGGCAAAGUUACUGUUGACCGGCAGGGCAAUGAUGUAAAGAUUGUGAUUGAAAUUGGCGACGUGAUCAAUGAACUGAAUAGCUCGUGGUGA